AUGGAUUCUACUUCUACAAAACUUAAUAUUUGUCAUUGCGGCAAAAAUAUGAGAAGCUUAAAUUCACAUAAUUAUAGGCUGCACGUUAAAUCAUGCAAGCAACACAAAUUGUCUGAGACUAGUGUCAAAAUCAGUACCUUUUUUAAGGUGAAAACUGUGAAAUAUGCAACUAAUGUGACUGAUGAAACUGUACUCGAUGAACAUGAUUGUUCUUCAAUGAAUAUUAAAACAGCUAACGAUGUAGAAACUAUAACAUUAAUACCAUCUAGUUCAACUUUGGAUACACCUAAUGUGAUUGAAGACACUGUACUGGAUGAACACGAUUGUUCCUCAAUGGAUCAAAAUAUUGAAACAGCUAAUGAUGUAGAAGCUUUAAAAUUAAUACCACCUAGUUCAUCCUUGGGUAAAUACACUGUACUGGAUGAACAUGAUUGUUCCUCAAUGGAUCAAAAUAUUGAAACAGCCAACAAAACUUUAUCAUUAAUAUCAUCUGGUUCAUCUUCCGAUAACAGACUGACAAAUGAUCCUGGAAUAAUUGUCAAAAUGAAAAACUUAGGACCAGAAAUGAAGAAGUUGAUUAUAAACAUAGGUCCUUGUCAACCAACUAAAGAUGAUUUUCCUGCUAAAACUUUUCCGAUCGAUAGAAAUGGCCGUAAUUUCAAAGAUUUGUGGUAUUUUCGUUUAUUAACCGACGGAACUAAAGUACUUAGAGACUGGUUAACAUAUUCAGAAUUAUUUGAUAUACUUGGACCUAUUAAUAAAAUACUUCAAACUCAAGAUUUCGAUGUCAUUAAUGCAACAGCAAUAAUAAAUCAAACUAAAACUAGGGUUAAAAAUAUGCGUGAAGAUAGUGCGUUUGAAAAAAUAAACAUUAAAGUCGAUAAUUGUAUUAGUGACUUGGAGUAUGAAAUUGAACCGUUAAAAAAUAAACGGUUAAAAAGAGUUCCAAAAAAGUCUGGAGAACUGAGCAUUGAUGAACCUAUAAAAAAAUUCAGAAUAGAAACUUAUAACACACUCUUUGAUGUUACACUUACUGAAAUUAAUAGUCGUUUUAAUGUCAUUAGUUGUGGUGUGUUGAACGAUUUAUCACUUUUGACUGAGAAAAGGAUAAUGGAAGUAAGAGAAAGAAAUGUUUUACCAGAUGACUCAUUUUUAGUAUUUUGUCAAGUAUAUAAUAAAUUUGUUGAUAGAAAUGCUUUAAUAUCAGAAUACUUACAAUUUGUUGUUAAUUAUAAAGAAAUUGAAUCUACAAUUAAACUCAAAUCAAAUUUACACACAAUCAUCAAUGACAAUGAUUUAGACGAAGAUAGGAAUUCAGGCGAUGAGAAUUAUAUAGAUUUUAGUUUAUAUGACAAAGAAGAAGAUCAAACAUCAAAUUGCUCAAAACAGAAUUUAGCCAGUGUUGGAAAAUUAUUUAAACUUUUCUGUACAGCAUCACUUCAAAAUGUUUUUCCAAAUUUAUAUUUAACAUUGAAAAUAACUGUUACACUUCCCGUAUCUAGUUGUACAGUUGAGAGAUCAUUUUCUAAACUAAAAUUAAUAAAAACUAAGCUUCGUACAACUAUGUGUCAAGACAGAUUGGAGCAAAUGGUCAAAAUAAGUUGCGAACCUGAUAUAUCUCUUGAUAAAGAUAAAAUAAUAGAUAUAUUUGAAAGCAAGUCAACGCCACUCACUAAAUUAUUAAUUAUUUAA
Molecule: messenger RNA, 1692 nt
Organism: Macrosiphum euphorbiae (potato aphid)
Lineage: Eukaryota; Metazoa; Arthropoda; Insecta; Hemiptera; Aphididae
Source: the annotation of a GenBank genome assembly